This is a messenger RNA of Contarinia nasturtii (swede midge), 1236 nucleotides long. RefSeq lists its product as uncharacterized. Lineage: Eukaryota; Metazoa; Arthropoda; Insecta; Diptera; Cecidomyiidae. The transcript has 5 exons. The record is from RefSeq and is a predicted model, not a curated record. Bases 124 to 1044 code for a protein of 306 amino acids.
UGAAUAAAUUCAAUCGAAGAGUUGCAAAGUGUUUAGUUUAAAGUCGGUAAUCGUACGAAGUUGGUCGUUACAAUUAUCAUUAACAUUUUAUUCUUCAGUGCAAAACGGUGAAAAAUUAACAAGAUGCCAAUCGAAUUAAACACUCCUGAUGCUCUUGAGUAUCAUUUCUAUCCAAUCCGAAAUGGAUUUUGUCAAUUCCGUGUUCGCGCACCAAACGAUGCUCACGUGGCGUUGACCGGUGAACCAAAUGAGACCCAUCCGGUGGUUGAGGUUUUUAUCGGUGGAUGGCAAAAUUCGAAAUCGGUCAUUCGUUACAAUCAAACUAAACCUGAAGUAGCCGAAGCUGACACUCCAAAUAUUUUAAGUCCAAAUGAAUUCCGCGGUUUUUGGAUUCGUGUUAUCGAUGGUGUGGUAACAGUUGGACGUGAAGGAGAGGCAGCUGCAUUCCUUUCGUGGCACAAUCCACAACCGUUUUUGGUCAACUACGUGGGCGUUUGUACUGGAUGGGGAGCAAAUGGAUCAUGGAUUAUUGAUGAUCCACAACCACAAGACUUGGGAUGGCAAGGCUCACAACAAGUAGCAACCGAGCUUCGUAGUAGUUUUGCAGGUGAAUCGACUGGAUCACCAUGUUGGGUGCCUGCAUCAAACGGAGAAGUGCCUCCAGAAGCGGUUCAAGGCGGUACCGAUGGUGAACCACUAUUCGUUGCUCGUGCUCGCCAUGAAGGCGAGUUGAUUCCAGGAAAAUUGGUUCCAUCGCACAAUGUCGCCUACGUUGCCUUUGGCGGUGGAGAGCAUCCACAUAGCGAUUACGAAGUUUUAGUUGGAUGUCGUCCAAACUGGAUUCAGGUUGAAGGCAACCAAAUUCCACCACAAGCUGUACCAGCAGGAGAGACAUCCGAUGGCGAACCUUUAUUCAUUGGGCGCGUGCAUCACGAAGGAUCGGUUACAAUUGGAAAAGUUCAACCAAGUCAUAACACUUGCUAUAUCCCAUACGGUGGUCAAGAAUUGGCAUUCCAAGCCUUUGAAAUUUUAACCUGCAAUUGAAUUAAUAAAACCAGUGCAAUUUAAAUGAAAACACAAGCUUCAGCUUAAUUUACACGCAAUAUAUAAUGCAUAAGUAAAAUAAAUACUUUCCACGCAGUAACGUUUAUCUUCUGCCUAUAAAUAUUUUAGAAAUUGUCUCUUCACGUUGAAAUAUUUAAUAAAGUAAUAUACCUUCAUGUGUGAAAAUGUCAA